Molecule: messenger RNA, 2904 nt
Organism: Hylaeus anthracinus
Lineage: Eukaryota; Metazoa; Arthropoda; Insecta; Hymenoptera; Colletidae
Gene: sigmar
Product: tumor necrosis factor alpha-induced protein 8-like protein
Exons: 5
Coding region: 488-1123 (211 amino acids)
Biological process (GO): regulation of apoptotic process
Cellular component (GO): cytoplasm
Source: RefSeq, a predicted model, not a curated record
AGACCACAACAGACGACCAGACGACGUUCGUUCGUCCGUUUGAAGAGAUCGUGAACCGACCGGAGACCGUGUCUAUCGUUACCGGUGCAAUUCUUAUCUUUUUUUUUUCGCACGCUAGUGAAUUGUGGUAAUUAAGUUCAGUUCGACGAAACGUGCUUCGCGGGUUCGUUAUAUCGACGGAGUUCAUUAUGCAUGCAAACCAAAGACGAUCGCAAAGGAAACAAUAGAACAAUAUCUAUUUUCUCGCCGUUGGAAAAGAGAAACUUAUCGUAGAGUGUUCGGGUCGUAUUCGCGGCCCAGAUCAUCAGCAGAGGUGGCGUGGGGUACGGCAGUGAUGGAAUUGCAGAGCUGGCUGCUCUAUCAUCUUGUAGCCGUAACCGACUGCAAUCAAGUUACUUUUGCCUGAGUUUCAACCGUGCUCACAGAACAGUACUUCUUUAUUUCAUUCACAAUCCCGUUAUCGCCUAGAGGAAACAGCGAUCUACCAAUGUUUGAUGUGAUGCAGUCGGCGACUACAUUGAACGGUGGAUCUUAUCCCGCCGGAGGCACCGGAAGUCGUGCCCGCGAUUUAGGCCUGCGGGCGCAGAAGAAACUCCUCGGCAGAGUAGUAUCCACAGGAGCUGGAAGAUCGCUUCUGAUAGACGAUGCCACCACUUCGCUUUUAGACAAUCUUUACAAGCUCAUGGAGAGAGCUGCUAAAGCCAAUUCCAAUUUGGACAAAAAGCAGCCUGAAAAAGUGUUGAAAAACAUCGUUAAGUUGUCCAUUAAGGUAGGACUACUACAACGUAACCAGCAAUUAAACGUUACCGACGACGCGAAGCUAGUCGAAAUAAGGAAUGCUCUGAGAGCCGUGGCGAUGUCCGUGGUUUCCUUUUACGAAUUGGAGUUCAGUUUCGAUAAGGCAUACUUAAUCAAGUCGCUGGAGCGUUGCAGAACAGCGAUACAAACGCUCAUAAAGCCACAUCUUACGGACAAGUCGCAGGACCGGUGUGAUCAGGUGUUCGACUUUUUAACGCAUUCCGACUUUUUGGACUCCGUUUUCAGACAAGACUCUGAACUCAGACCUAUCCUAGGAAUGCUAGUCAGUGAUAUCAAUAAGGCCUUAGAUGCUGGGCAUCUUUGAUUUUUUCUUUCUUUUGUUAAUAUAACAUCGUUUUCGUGAUCGCUGUGAAAAGCAUCGACGAAACUGAUACACUUGCUGAUACGUUUUUUAAAAUUAAGAGGGGGACAAAGGGAUUCUUUCCCCGAUCACAGUUUGAAGAAAGAAAUCAUGGUGCAGUUACUUAUGAUUGUCUGUAAAAGAAAACAUAACGAGGGUAGUGCUCACUGAUGUAUGCAAUAAUUGUGAAAUACUCUAUUUAUUUUCAGAAUGUAUAUUGUAUAAUUGAUGUAUAUUUAUUUACGGUACUCGUGUGUUAGGACACCAACUGUCAAUCUAUACCAAAAAGAAAAAUGAGCUUAUUUACGCCCGACAAUGGGCUUUAUAGCGACGGCAGUAGAAAUGAUUCGUUCAUCCCGACAGAAUUAACGCGUGAAAGAAGCAAUUUAUCACCGUAGAGAUCACGCCAAUUGAGAUACGUGCUACGAACAAAUCCUUUUUGAAAGUUUAAUCUUCCACUCGUCAAGAGCUAUAUCCUGACAUAUCGACGAGUGCAUUUUAGGGCAAGAUGGGUCCUUCGUUUAUACCUAUAUCGCGCUUCGAUACAUUUUCGACACACUUACAUUAUAAACACGACAUAUCUAAUGUAGUCAUGGCUAAGCCUCAAUACUUGGAUUGAAAACAUUUACAUCACAUGUACUACAAGUAUAUCGCGAUUUAUGCGUGUUUUCUAUGCAUUAUACACACUUUACACGUUAUGUGUGAUGACUCUCAAUGAGAAAAAAAAUGUUGUAUCAAUAUACUAUUAAUAAAUUAUUUGUAAGGAGACAAACAAUCCCUUUUCUUUCAGUAUUACUCCUUGCUACUUUCUUCUAUUUCUUUAGAUAAAAUGAUUAAUAAAUGCAGUUUCAAUCAAUGAUUUGGUAUAUUUAUGUACACAGAUUAUGUAGCACAAUCGCACGGACACACACGCACACGCACACAAUUACAAUAUUAUCAGCACAGCUGUAUUCACUGUCCAAGCAGCACUGUGUAUAAGAGAUAUUUAAUAUUCGGUAUAUCAAAUAAAAAUACAGAAAUUAUUUACUUUCACGUUAUAAUUAAUUUAGUAAAAUGUUGCAUAUAUUUGGUUAAAUUCAACUGUUACAACAUUUUAACAGAACACAAUGAAAAACGAGCCGUUUCUAACAAUCCAAACACAAUGUAAAUUUUGAAAUCUAAAAGUACUCAAAAAAACAGUCUAUAUAAUUUCCCUCUAUCUUUAACAUGGAUGAUAAAUACUUUUUUUAAAUAACACUUUGUCAUAGAUAUAAUGAGAACACAAACACAGGGACUAAUGUGUAACAAACUUAACUAUACUUCAAUAGUACAAAGAAAAUAAAAUAUACGCAUAAUAUAAGGACAAAUAUUUCGAACUCAUCCUACAAUAAUUUGUCAUGAAUUUUCUAAUAUUCUUAUGUUAAACAUAAAUAUAAUAUAAAAGAACAUUUCCUGGCACAGUGAUGCAACUAUUAUAAUUGUACAAAAUUGUUAUAUAACUUAUACAUAUAUUUAAGUAUAAAAAUUAUUUAUUUAUACUUUUCAUAUUGUAUUAAUUGAGUUGAAAUAUACGAUGCAUAGAUUUUCUUGUUUUAAUGAUGUUAGCAUAAAAAUUAGAAUGUUUUAGUAUGGAUAUUGUAUUAAACGUAUGCCGAAGACAGCUACUCAAUAUUGUUAAGGUGUUUUGUAUGAAAACGAAGAACUUCAAAUGAAUUAAAUUUAAUGAUUAUUGUUAAAGUUUAUGUAUUUCCAUAAAAUACCAAAAA